UCGUCCACCCGGAUGAACGGGCACUCGUCCACCGUGACACCAGCCGCCUCCAACGGCCCCGCCGCGGCGGCGCGUCCCCUCGUGCUGCGUACAAAGAGCGACUUUGGCCCUCGCCGCGACGACCCCACCGAAGGCGCUGACGACGAGGUUGCCGGCAGCGUUGACGGAGACUUCAAGAUCAGGCACGGCUGGGAGACGCAGCUCACCUCCGAGGAGUACAACAACCUGCUGACUUCUAGUUUCUUCAUGUACUAUACCGACAAGAAGCACGAGACCGGAGGCAAUCCGAGGGAGGAUGAGGACGCCCACCCGCUGCAGGAAUGGCGGAUGCGCGACCGCCUCAAGACUGUCUCCGCAGUGCUGGCCCUGUGCUUGAACAUUGGCGUAGACCCGCCCGACAUCAUCAAGACCAAUCCGUGCGCCAAGGAGGAGUGCUGGAUUGAUCCGACCAAUGUAGCCACGACCAACUCCGGACACACUCCCAUGAACCAGAUCGGCAAGGCUUUGCAGUCGCAGUACGAGCAGCUGAGCAUGCGCACUCGUUACAAGCUGUGCCUGGACCCCACUGCCGACGAGACUCGCCGCUACUGCUCGACACUGCGGAGAAACGCCAGGAACGAGAGGGUCCUCUUCCACUACAACGGCCAUGGAGUUCCCAAGCCAACCUCGUCGGGCGAAAUAUGGGUCUUCAACCGCAACUACACCCAAUACAUCCCCAUAUCUGUCUACGACCUCCAGAGCUGGAUUGGCGCUCCGAGUCUCUUCGUUUACGACUGCUCUGACGCCGGUUUGAUCAUUACAAACUUCAACAAGUUCGCCGAGAAGCAUCAGACCGAGUAUGAGGAAGCGAGACUUCGGGACAGCACCAUAGAGCCGCAAGACUUCAGCGAUUGCAUUCAUCUUGCAGCGUGUCGCGAGAGGGAAACUCUUCCAACAAACCCUGAUCUCCCCGCCGAUGUAUUUACCUCGUGCCUUACUGAUCCCAUCGUCAUGGCCGUCAGGUUCUUCAUCCUUCAAGACCCUCUGCCAAGCAAUAUUUCCAUCCAAGAUGCUUCCGCCAUUCCUGGCCGUGUGUCGGAGCGACGGACGCCUGCUGGAGAGCUCAACUGGAUAUUCACUGCCAUUACCGAUACCAUUGCAUGGAACUCUCUAUCUAAGCCGUUAUUCAAGAAGCUUUUUCGUCAGGAUUUGAUGGUUGCUGCGCUGUUUCGCAACUUCCUUCUUGCACAGCGCAUCAUGAGGGUUUACCACUGCAACCCAGUAUGCCACCCUGAGAUUCCUCAGACUCACGAUCACCCGCUGUGGAAGAGCUGGGAUCUCGCCGUGGAGAUGAUCCUUGCCCAACUCCCCGAUCUGUACGCCGACCAGCGAGGCGAGAAGAAGUAUGAGUACAAGCAUUCAGAGUUCUUCUCUGAGCAAUUGACAGCAUUCGAAGUCUACUUAGGGCAGGGUGCCGUGGAACGCAAAAUUCCCGAGCAAUUGCCCAUCGUCCUCCAGGUUUUACUCAGCCAAGUUCACCGACUACGUGCGCUCAUCCUUCUCUCCAAAUUCUUGGACCUGGGUCCUUGGGCUGUUAGCUUAGCUCUCAGUAUCGGCAUAUUCCCUUACGUUCUCAAGCUACUACAGUCGCAAGCUGUUGAACUCAAACCCGUCAUGGUGUUCAUAUGGGCUCGCAUUUUGGCUGUCGAUCAAUCUUGCCAGGCCGAUCUUCUCAAGGAUAAUGGAUAUGCGUAUUUCAUCAGUAUCCUAGCGCCAUCCUCCGGUAUCCCUAUCGUCAACGCUAGCGAGCACCGAGCAAUGUGUGCCUUCAUCGUGGCCAUGUUCUGCAAAGACUACCAAUCAGGUCAGCGAGUGUCCCUUAGCCCUGAGCUAGUGGAAAGCUGCCUCGAGCAUCUCACCGACAAAGAGAAUCCCUUGCUGAGGCAAUGGUCAUGCUUGUGCUUGGCCAAGCUGUGGGUCGACUACGCCGAUGCCAAAUGGACGGGCAUCCGCUGCCUCGCUCACCAACGGCUGUGCGAGCUUGUGUUGGACCCUGUUUCUGAAGUCAGAGCAGCAAUGCUAUAUGCUCUGACCGCCUUUCUAGGCAUCCCCGAUGUCACGGCCCAAGUCGCUAGCAUUGAGGAAUCGAUCGCGUCUUUGGUUCUUACCAUGACGACCGAUGGCAACAGCAUGGUUCGCAAAGAACUCUUGGUGUUCUUUUCGACCUUUAUUGUCAGAUACAAGGCCAAGUUCAUCGUCGCCGCAUUCGAACAACUCAGUGCCGAGGCUGAAAAGGAACGUACGCAUAGUGCAUCAAAGAAUAAGGACGAGCUUCAUAUGUUGCACUCUCGUGAAGCCCCAGGUGGACUUGACCCUUCUGCAUGUUCCAAGGACACCGUAUUCUCCGCAAUCUGGUUGGAAGUCCUUACGAUGACUGUCGAUCCACACCCCGAAGUCGCUCGGGACGCGAGUAUUGUCGUCGACUAUAUCUUAAUCGCCCUGUUGGAGUCUCCGUUGGGUAGUGUCGCCGUGCCGAAACUCAAUGGGAUCAAGAAGCGGAGCGGACACCGCCGAACUGUCCAUCACAGGCCACGGGAGGUCGUCGCCGAGCCCAAAAUCUCCACACCUCCCACACCCUCUAAAACCGAUGGAUAUCUUUCUCUGAUGGGGAUUAAGCGCACAGCUAGCGUUGCUGCAUCUUUGAAGAACCUCUGGGGUGGGUCGGAGUCGUCCACAGCUCUUACCAAGACGCCUGCUCUUACGAGAGUGUCGACGGAACUAUAUCGCCCUCCGGAGGACAUGGAUCGAUUGAGUACGCCUACCGGCGCUUAUGAUAACUCAACAGAGCCUAAGACACGCGGCUUUGUGCCGCGUGAUAUCGCCUCAGAGGUAAAGCUACCUCUCAAGAGCAAAUUUUACGAAUGGUCUGUCGAGUACUUCCGGGAACCGCAAAUGAAGGCCACUGAGGCGGAUGAGCCUGGAAGUACGGAUUACAACAGUCGAUUGUGGCGUCGUAACCGCAACGACAAGAUCAUCGCCGAGACUCAGCCACUGAAGGACGUUGCGGGCAGCAGUCGUUGGGACAGGCCGAAAGGCUUUUUCAACAACGGCACCCAGCCUAAGAAGAUGUGCUUCCAUCAGUUCGAAGAUCACUUGAUUGUCACCGAUAAUCUCGAUAAUGUCAAUGUAUGGGACUGGCAGCACCAGACCCGUCUCAAUCGCUUUUCGAAUGGCAACCCUCAAGACUCGACGAUCAGUGAGGUUCGGCUCAUCAACGAGGAUGAUCAAGCCUUGCUCAUGACUGGCUCUUCAGAUGGAGUCAUCCGAAUCUUCAGGAAUUACGAUUCAAAGGCAAAAGUAGAGCUGGUGACUGCGUUCCGCGCGCUCACGGAUCUCAUACCGAGCAAUAAGAAUGCCGGGCUUGUCUUCGAUUGGCAGCAAGGCAAAGGGCAGGUGCUUGUUGCUGGUGAUGUCAAAGUCAUUCGAGUAUGGAAUGCUGGCUCCGAGAUUUGCUCAGCCGAUAUACCUGCUCGUUCGGGCUCUUGCAUCACAUCCUUGACAUCUGAUCAAGUCGAGGGGGAAAUUUUCAUUGCCGGCUAUGGCGAUGGUGCCGUUCGCGUCUUUGAUCAGCGUGAGAAGACCACCACUGCCAUGGUGAAAGUAUGGAAGGAGCACAAGAACUGGAUCACCAAUGUCCAAGUCCAGCGCGGUGGACAGCGUGAGCUAGUGAGCGGCUGCCGAAACGGCGAAGUCAAACUCUGGGACAUCCGCAUGGACCAGAGCAUUAAGACCAUCGAAGCCACCAAAGACACUCUACGGACCUUGAGCGUGCACGAACACGCUCCUGUCUUUGCUACUGGCACCGGUCGUCACCGGGUCAAAAUCUUCAACAUCAAUACCGCACUCAAGCUAUCAUCCUUCGAGCCCUACUCCAGCUUCUUGCACCAGAAUCGCAGCGCGGCGAUCAGUACGACUGCGUUCCAUCCGCAUCGCAUGAUGAUUGCUGGCGCUGCGCUGCACGAUACACAUAUCAAUAUCUUUGCGUGCCAGGAAGAGAAGGCUGUGGUCAAGACGUGGGAGGGUUGAAGGGUAGGAAAUCGACUUUCCUCUGCUUUCUUUCUUCUCACCCUUGCCCGUUUUCCUACAGAGGGUUUGUAUACCAGCCCUGAAUUCUUUUGGCGUAUGGACGGUGGCGGCACGAAGCGACAAUCGUCAUUCGGCAUCGGCACGGCAUAGGGUUAGAAGCUUGGGACUUUUUGGCAUGCAUGGGCUUGGAGCGUCGGAUUCGUUUUCUUUCGGACUGACACGUCUGGGCUACAGCCCCUAGGAACGUUUCGAGGGCCGGGAUAUAGUGGUGCUCUAAUUGGGGGGGCGAAGUAAUUGGAGUGAGCGUG
Messenger RNA from Mytilinidion resinicola, 4373 nucleotides. Its product is annotated as WD repeat-containing protein-like protein mip1. Bases 13 to 4065 code for a protein of 1350 amino acids. Gene Ontology annotation, molecular function: protein binding; protein-macromolecule adaptor activity. NCBI's taxonomy places the organism in Eukaryota, Fungi, Ascomycota, Dothideomycetes, Mytilinidiales, Mytilinidiaceae. The record is from RefSeq and is a predicted model, not a curated record. Gene Ontology annotation, cellular component: TORC1 complex; cytoplasm. Gene Ontology annotation, biological process: cellular response to amino acid stimulus; regulation of autophagy; positive regulation of cell growth. The transcript is spliced from 4 exons.